Molecule: messenger RNA, 9279 nt
Organism: Volvox carteri f. nagariensis
Lineage: Eukaryota; Viridiplantae; Chlorophyta; Chlorophyceae; Chlamydomonadales; Volvocaceae
Exons: 29
Coding region: 1-9279 (3092 amino acids)
Biological process (GO): ubiquitin-dependent protein catabolic process via the N-end rule pathway; protein ubiquitination
Cellular component (GO): cytoplasm; ubiquitin ligase complex
Molecular function (GO): ubiquitin protein ligase activity
Source: RefSeq, a predicted model, not a curated record
AUGGGCAACGAGAAUGCGAGCGUGUCCUGUGUCAUUCUACAAAUCAAAGAGGCGAUUUUGACGCGUACCUUACCGCCCUUGCACCCCGAGAAUGCGCCGGCCAAUGUACGGCGAUCUGGUCCGCUGGAGCCCUUGCCUACAGGCUGUUGUCCAGCUCACCAGCCGGGCCGCAGGGUGGCCCCCCUGGAGCAGCUCCUGCGGCCACAGCCCCGUGCGCUGCUGGAGGCGGUGCUGCAGGCCGCGUUGGCAAGGCUGACCGAGUGCCUUGGUCAGUGCACUGGGACCCGCAGCGACGCAGACCACCGCCGCGAUGCCCUGGCGCUGUGCAGCUGGCUACAGCGCUUCGCCGCCCUGACGCCUCUGCGGCCAACCAUGAGCAACAUGCUGCGACGGCCGCUGCAGCAGCGACAGACGUCACCGCUGCAACAGCAGCUUCCAUCAUCACCACCGCCGCCGCCGCCGUCAUUACAGCAAGGCCAGGGCCAUCCGGCUGGGCGGCAACAGCAACAGCAACAGGAGCACCAGGAGCUGGUACAGGAGUUUUCGGAGGUGCUUCGAGAGCAGCAGGAGCGCAUCCAGGGGCAGAUGGAGCGGCUGCAGAGGCUGCAGCAGCAGCAGGAGCAGCAGCUACAGCGGCUACGGGAGCUGCAACGGGCGCUGGGUGCAGUUGCGCAGGGCGGCGCGCCGUCAGAAGAAUCUACAAGGGCCGCUGAUGCCGGUGCCGAUGCUGUCGCUGAUGCUACGGCGGCCGCCCCGAGCAUGUCAGCAGGAGCAGCUGCACCCUCAUCUGCCGCCCCCGCGCCAUAUGCGGACCAUGGGGCUGCCUCGUCCGCCGCCUCCGCACCCGCGGCACCGCCGGUGUCCAUGACACAGGCGGCGCCGUCGUUGCCGGUCACGGAAGCGUAUGCAGCUCAGGCUCAGGAGGUCCUGGCUCGACUGCCGCCGCCUCCCCCGCUUCAUUCAUCCGUGCCGCAGGGCGCCAGCCCGGAGCCUGCUGCGGUCCAGGACUGCCUGCUACGCCGCUGGGUUCUCGCUCUUCGCUGGAUGCACCCGGAGCCCCUCCACCACCUCACCUCACUGCUGCUCCUGCUGCUGUACGACCCGGGCUUCAAGUACGACACUGCCGUAUACCUCAUGGAGUGCUACGUGCCCAUGCUGUCCGCCAUCGGCGGGCUCACAGCCUCAGGUGUCGCAGGGGCUCAGGGCUCUGCAGGUGGCGGUGGUGGUGGCGGCUCCGCAGGUCGUCACCCGCUGUGUAAUGUACUGGACCGGGUGGUGGUGCAGGUGUUCAACUCGGAGGAGGUUACGGUCAGACUGGUUUCGGAGCAGCGGGUGAUGGAGAUCCACUUGUCGGCGCUUGGCUACUUGACGGGGGCAUUUGUGGACGAGCUGGCCAGGGGCGCUCUGACAGCCCCGGCCAGGGAGGUGGGCAGCCGGGGCCAGUGGGAGGAGUGGGAGGCAGAGGCGGAGUCGGAGCAGCGACUAAGUGCCAUGCUGGAUGCCAUGAGGCGUCUGGCGUCGGACUUCUCCACCCUGGUCUACCACGUCCCCGCAGCCCACUACCUGCUGUCCAGUGGGGAGCUGUGGGGGGAGGCCUUCCUGGGCAGGUUCGUGAGGCCACUGCAGGCCAUGCUUCAUCAACGCCGCAAGGCGUCUGGUGAUGUUGAGGACGGGGCCGCCUUCCGAGUGCCUCUGGCCUGCUCAGCAGAAUUCGUGGUCACGGCGUGUGUCUCAGAACUGCUCACCACCAUGGCGGGAUUGAGGCCGGGGGGGGCGGCGGCGGCGGCGGCGGCACGCAACAGCGGUGGUGGUGGCCAUGGCGGCCGCGCGGCAGAAGGGGUUGAAGCCGGCAGCAGCAGUAGCGGGGGGGGAUCAGAGGAGGAACGUGUACGGCGAGUGGAGCUGCUGUACGGAGCAGCCAGACAAGCUAUCGAGGCGUGUGAGGAGUGGUGCAGCGACCGCCUGGCGCGCAGUGCUGCUAGUGCGGCACCUGCGCUGCCAUCGGCACCGGGCACAGCAUCCGCCGGAGGAGGAGGAGGUGGCGGCACGGGGCCCGGGUCUGGAUCCGCUCCCUCGCCCCGGCGGCUGUCAGUGGCCGGUGACCUGUACGAUGGGCUAAUGGCGGGGGAGCUUGAGGUAUCUCCACACCUGCCCCUGCACCGCACCGCGGCGGCCUUUGUGCAGGCGCUGUUGCAUCAGGAGCAGCUGGGUGGACCCACGGGUCGGUUAGCUCAGUCGCGUGUGGAGCAGCUGCUCGCUCUGACGGCCAGUUUGGAUGAGGGCAGCGCAUGGAGGCCCCUUAGCCGCUUCCUGCUGCUGGGCCAGGCCUUUGUCAGUCAGAUCAUUGCCCGCAAGUGGCCUCGCAACGGUGACGAAGUCUCCCAGGUGGAGCUGUUCGUGCUGAAUUGCCGAGAGGUCAUUGACCUGGAUUGCUGGAUGGCGGUAGAGGACCCCGACGUCGCGCUGUACGACGCGCUGGCCGCCAUGGGCGCCAAGCCGCUCCUCGCGGCCGCAGGGGUAUCCGACCCUGGCGUCCCGGAAGCUGGCUCGGCGGGUGCGGCCCCCUCCCCUUCUGGCCUGUCUGACCCGGCCUCCUCCUUCGCCUGCUGUGAGGCGCUGCGGUGGCUGGUGUCCAUCCUGCGGGAGAGGAGCGUGGCAGGACUGGAGCCCAGGGAGCGACUCAGGAACACACUGGUGCAGUGGUUGGCCCUCCGCGACUGGACCUACAACCAGCUUCACGACCUGCUGCCCCAGGACCUGCAGCAUCAGCCGCACAUGGAACAGGUGUUGGCCGAGGUCGCCACCUACCGAGCCGCCAGCCUGUCCCAGGCCCGGCAGUACUCUCUGAGACGGGAGGCCUGGGGGCUGUUCUCCCCCUCCUUCAUACACUAUACACACUCCAUGCGGUCGCGUGCCUGGGAGGCGGCCAUGACGGCGGCCAGAGCAAGUGGUGGUGGUGGUGGUGGUGGUGGAGGUGUGGCUUACCAGCCGCACUGGCAGCUACGGCCGCCGCGACACCCCCUGCCUGCUUCUCUGGAGCCCAUGCAGCGGGUGCUGGAGGCCAAGGGGCUGUGGCGCUUGGUGACGUAUGUAUUGCAGGUGGAGGCUGGUGGCGACCUGGGGUGUGGGUCUGUCUACCUAAGAGGCGUCCCCCGGCUGCCCGAGGACGCCCUGCUGGGGGCCCUCAACCUGCUGGCCCUGCAGCUGCACAGGUUGGAGGACCUCAUGGGCCGACUGGGCCACAACAGCCACCCCGGCCAACGACGGCAUCAGCAUCAGCACCAGCACCAGCACCAGCACCAGCACCAGCACCAGCACCAGCACCAGCACCAGCACCAGCACCAGCCAGCCAGCCAGGGCCAGCAGAAGCAGCAGGGGUUACAGUCAAUGCUGCCAAGCCAGGGUGAGGAACUGUCGCGGGUUCGCACCUCCGUCCUGACCGGUGUAGCGGCCCUCGCGGGCGGAGCUUGUUCAGCUGUCGUCAGCUCCUCCGCCCGCGGAAACCACAGCCACCAGCACCACCCUAGCCGUGCGCACCGGCCGACCGACGGGGCCGUCGCUCCCUCUUCCUGCGCCACGUCCUCGGGAACUGUGGGCAUCUUCCGCUUGCUGGAGGCGCUGUUGCAGUCCCAGACACCGCCGGGGCCCGAGCAGCGCAGCCGGGCGGCGGGAGCGAUAGGGCCAGCGGCGGGAGCUGGGACGGUGUUGGUACACCUACUUAGCUCUGAGGCGAUUGACUGCUUGCAAUGGUUGCAACAGGUCGCCUGGCGGCUAUUGCAGGUCGCCGAGGCCGCGGACUUAUUGGGCGCACCCGCGCCGACGCUGAAGGAUGACGCCGCGACUGCCGCGACGGGAAAUGUGGCGUCAGCGGCGACGGCGGCGGCGGACUUGGGCGUGCCCGCUGCCGCUGACAGUGGCGAGAAUGCUGUAGGAGAGGCCGCCGCAGGGUCUGCUACGGCGGCCGAGAAUGAGGUAGCGCGGCGGAGGGAGCUGGCGCGGCAGCGGCAGGCCGCUAUGAUGGCCAAGCUGCGCGCACAGCAGGAGGCGUUCCUGAGGCAGGCCACGGGGCAGGGAGCGGGAGCGAUGAACAGCAGCGACGAAGAAGACGAUGAACAUGAAGAGCAGGAGGACAGUGCUGCCGAGAAGGUAACCCACAGCAGCGAGGAGGAAGGGCAGGAAGAGAGCACAGAAGAAGAAGAAGAAGAAGAGGAGGAUGUUGACUGGGGAAGGGCCGGGCCGAGCGACGGCGGUGGCGGCGGCAGCCGGGCCACCGCUGCCGGCGGCGUAGAUUUGGACGAGAGAGGUAGCAUGUCCGGCCAGGAGAACCAUCCGGAAGGGGACGACGGCGACGAAAAUGAAAGAGGUGACAGCAGCGGCAACCGCCGCCGCACCCGCCGCCGAAGGUCGCCUGGCGCCGCUGCCGACGGCUCCUCGCAGCGUCAGGCCGCAACAGCAGUUGCCGCUGCCGCCGCACAGCAGCAGCUGCCGCUGGGCCGCUGGCUUCCCGUGCAGUCCCCGGAUCACGAGUGCGCCGUCUGCAGGGAGGGCUCCACUUCCAGCCGACAUGGCCCGCUGGCCUUUAUCGCCCACACGGCCGUCUGCUUCUGUACGGCUGCACCGCUGCGACCAGCUCGCGGAUGGGACGACGAUCUGGUCAUGCAUGGCUUUGGAGCGCCCGGCGGCGGCGGCGGCGGUGCUGGUACGUCGGCGGCGGCAUUUGGGUCGGCACCUCCGGCGCCUUCAGACCGCCAAGCCUCAGCUGAUUACACGCGGAUUGGUCUUGGUGGUGGUGGAGUUGCGGCCCUGCCCCACCCUAGCGUGUCGGCGCGGGAGUUACGGUCGCGGUUGUGGCGGCAUUACGGUCCCUGGGUCAGCGAGGCUGACGUGGGCGGGGGCCCCCAUGUGCACUGCUGCGGCCACAUGAUCCACGUGCACUGCUUCGCCCGCUUCGUGGCUGGUCAGCUGCGGCAGUACCUGGCUGGGAACCACUUCCCCGGCUCUCACCUGGUGAUGCCCGAGCUGUCCGAGUUCCUCUGCCCCGUGUGCCGCCGAUUGGCCAACGGAAUUGUGCCGGCGGCGCCAUUCCAGUGGAGACAGCCAACGGCAGCGGCACCAGCGCAGCCGGCCACAGAGGCGGUGGGGCUCAGCUGGUCUGGUCCCCGCCUCGACCUCGCCACUGUUCUCGGCUCCGGUGCGGGUCUGUCUGGAGCGUCCAGUCACCCCACCGACAUGUGCGGCCCGGGCCUGGACUUGGCGAGCAAUGGCGGCGGCGGCGAGGCGGGAGGAGAUGACAUGGAUACGGGCGGCAGCAUGAACGAGAUCUUCCGGGCGGCAGCAGCAGCAGCAGCGACGGCGCCCUCGCGGAUGAAAAGCAAGUGGGGGCAGCGAGACGGGCAGCACGCCGCAUGUGUGUCUCUCUCGGCCGGCGCGGCGCCUGCGUUUGCGCUGGCGCAGCCGCCGGCGGGCGCAGACGUUUUACCACCUGGACCUGAGGCUAUCCAGGUUGCUGGCACUAGGCCCAGUGCUGCUGCCUCACAGGCGCCGCUGAUGCCCCCCAGGGGUCUGGGUUCGCUGCAGGGGCUGAUGGACUCCCUGGAGCUGUGUGCGAGGACGGCAGCAGAAGCGGCGGUGGCGGUGCCGAGGGCGGAGAGGCUGGCUAGGGCGCCGGGCGGGACUCAGGUCCGGGAGCCGGCUGUGGUUGCGGGUCUAAAUCCGGGCUCAGAAACUGGCCCGAGUUUGGGGCUGGGCGGCCGUGGUUGCAUGUUUGAGCGCACGUUUGGGUUGUACGGCGAGGUGGUCAACUUGGCAACGCACCAGAUGACCCGCGAGGGUGUCAAUCACACGGGGCAGCUGGAGAGAGCACUGGAGGCUCGGGCGCGACUCAUGAAGUUCCGGAACAUGCUCAGCCCUGCCCCGGCCACCCCACUCGCCCCGGCCCCGGGACCCUCCGCACCACAGGCAACAGCACCGCCGCAGCCCACCGCCGUCAACACUCCUACUGCUACAGGGCAACAAGGUCCCCAGCCACAGUGGCAGACGCAUGAACCAGCAGCAGCAGCGGCGCAGCUGGCAGCCAGCCAUCCGCCUGUAGCGCUGUCCCCAACCGCUGCAGACGCGCUCGGAGGGGGGGUAGGUCCCGCAGCCGACGCCACGACGGCAGCUGCUGCGGUCAACAUCUCGUCACAGCCCUCCCCCAGUCUAUUUCCAGGCCUGUCCGUCAGCCGCGGCACCAGUCGCAGCAGCUACAGCCAAGCGACUGGGUCGGCGCUAGCGGCGCUGCGGCUCGCGUCGCCAGCCGAGCCGCCCCUGGUUAUGAGCUGUCACCGGGUAGCUGAUGUGACGGCGGCCUGGAAGGGCGUCCCGCCGCUCAGCCGUCUAUGGGCAGCACUGGCACAUAACCUGGCUCAUUUUGAAGCCGUCAGGCGGCCCGUCUCGCUGGCGGCGGGCGUGUUGGGCACGUCGUCAGACGCUGCCGGCGCCGCUGCUGCUGUCGGUAGCUGCAGCAGCCCCGGUGCGGGUGCGGUGACCGGACUACCGGCGGUGGAGGCGGCCCACUGGCGAGCCCUGGCAGCGCUGGCAAUGAUGGCGGUGUGCGGCGGCGCCAGGCAGCCCAAUCCACAGCUGCAGCCGCUGCUGGCCUCAUUCCACAACCAGCUCCGCUGGCUGUUGUGCGACCUGCCAACCCUCCUAGGGGCUCAGGCCCCGCCACCACCGCUAGCGACGAUGAUGAAACCUUCACAAGAGUCGGCACCCGCGAGCACAGGCGGUGUGGCAACUGCUGGAGCCGGAGGGAUUGAGGAAAGGCCUUUGGCGGCGGCCACAGCGCCGCCGCCGCCGCCGGCCGCCCUGGACCUGACCUGCAGCUUCUUGCCGCCGUACCUCCCGGAGGUGGUGAUCCCGCGGCUGGCGGCGACGCUUGCUGGCGGUGAUGCGCCCAGCCUCCGCACCCGUGGCGCUCAGUCGCACACCUCCGCCUACGUGGCGGCAUUGAGCUGGCGGCGGCUUGCGGGUGUGGACGAGCUGGUAGGGGACCCGCUGCUGCUGGUGCUGGAGCUCCUGGCGGGUAGGGAGCGGCAUCAAGUUACCAAAUUGGGACUCUCCGGCCUGGCGGGGGCCUCACUGCCAGUUCCGGUGCCCCCCGAGGAGGGCGGUCGGCGCCCGCGCCGGGGGGAGGAGCCCACGGGGGCAGCGAGUGGGGCACCAUCGGGUGGUGGUGGCGGAGCCAGGGCCGGCAAUGGUGGGUGUGCCUCAGCCGAGUCCUCCCCCCAGGCGUGGCUGCCCAGGAGCCCGUCGCAGCUGCUGCGAGCUGUGCUGCAACUUGUCUGGCCCAUCCAGGUGGUCCAGGCGGCCCUGUGGGGUGCGGCGACAGCGGCCGGCCCGGGUUCGUGUGCGGCUGCUGGGGCGCAGCCCGCUUCCGCAUUCCCUACCUCGCCCCCACGGGAACCGGAACCACCAACACCGCCACCCCUGCUGGAGCCGGAGGAGCGCCGGCAGCCGUCCUUGGCUGGCAGCCGCCUGCUUGGGCUGUACCACCUGGCACUUGGAGAGGUCACACAUCAGGAACCGCAACCGCAGCCGCGGGAGCCGCAGGGCACCGGCUCUGCUGGCAGUCGCGGCAGCGGCAGGGGCGGUGGUGGCCGUCCUGGCCUGGCGCUGGGCAGUCUGAGCGCCGCCCUGCUGCCCUUCCUGGUCCGUGUGUACGCCCUGGACUGCGCACUCCGGGGGGAGAGCCCGGACCCCGAGCUCAUGGCCGCGUACUCCUCCCUACCCCUCCCGUCGCCUGGGAGGGGUACGAGCCGCUCCCAUGCACGGCACCGCCGUCAUGACCUGCGGCAGCAAGCAACCGACCCGCACCAACACCAACAUUCACGGCAACCGCACGGUCGAGGACAUCGUGUGAAGGAGCCUGAUGGUGGACCCCAAGCACUGGCGCCUGGCGCGGGCGCGGUGGCGACUACGCUGGACACCGACAUUACUGAUGCUGCUGCUAUUGCUGGUGCUGGUGAUGGUGAUGGUCGCGCGCCAGAGGACACUGGAAUCUCAUUGGCCCAGGGCUCAGCAUCAGCAGCCGGUAUUCGCACCGACGUAACGAGAGAGGGGGUGGUGUUGGAGACGGGGCCAGCUGGAGAGGCCGAGACUGCAGCGGCUGCAGCGGAGGUGAAGGCCGAGGAGCUGCACGCGGCGGCGCGUGUGGUUGACCUUGCGAACCGCCUGUCGGGGGCUCUGGGUCUCAGUGAUGCCGCCAACGCUCUGCGGGAGCCGCUGCUCCUGAGCCGCCGCCGCGCUGCGGAAGCCAUGCUGGCGGCGGCGGCGGUGGCAUCAGAAGCGACUGCAACGGCUGCUUAUGGACCCGAUCACCAUUUCGCACCGGAGCCACAAUGCAUGAACCAUACGGAUUCGAGUACGACCUUGGAUCUGAAUCUUGACGAGCACAUUUUGGCAUGUAUCCUGUCCAGGUGGUGUGGCCCGAGGGCCCUGGCUCUGACGUCGGCGUCGGCGGUCGGUUCAGCGGUAGAGGUGCAGCACUCCUCGUCCCUAGAGCCUCAUUGGGCGGCAGUGGAGGCUGCGGGUGAGGGCCCGGAGGCGGGUACUCCGACUGCAGGUGCCGAUGCCGCCCUACCCAGGCCCCAGUCGCAACCUCGUCCUCAUCCUCGGCGCCCGCCGGCUGGCCAGGUGCUGCCGUGGUUCCGUGGACUACCGCCUCCGCCGUCACUGAUUCCUCUGCCGCACCUCUUCCAGAGCCUCUUCCUGCAUUUCGCCGACGCUCACUGCUCCGGGUGCGGCGCCAAGCCCGACAACCCGGCGCUGUGCCUCCUGACCGGCCGCUUCGUGUGCAACCUGUGGCGGGGCUGUGGGGACCUGCGCGGCGGGGCGUCCGGGAGCAGAGGCGGGGGUGUGGGAGGCGGUCUGCUGCACACCCGGGAGCACUGCGGGGGUUCCUGUCUGCUGCUAAGCCUGCGCUCCACCCGGGUGGUGGCGCUGCGGGGUAACCGACUGGCCCUGUGCCAGUCACCCUAUCUGGAUGCGCACGGCGACGAGGAUCCCGACCUGCGGCGCGGCCGGCCGCUGUACCUGGACUCCGCCUGUUACCAGCAGCUGGCCCGACUGUGGGGCUCCGCAGCACUGGAGUUCGACACACAGCUGCUGCACAACUCCCGGGCGGACCCGUCCAUUGAGAGGCACUCAGCAGACGCCGCGACAAGCACGGCAACUGCCGCGGGCAGCACCAGUCGAAGGAAAGUGUUGGGAAGGGCAUCAUGCGACGGGUCCGACACAUAA